Molecule: messenger RNA, 2457 nt
Organism: Cordyceps militaris CM01
Lineage: Eukaryota; Fungi; Ascomycota; Sordariomycetes; Hypocreales; Cordycipitaceae
Product: ribosome biogenesis protein Nop4
Exons: 1
Coding region: 1-2457 (818 amino acids)
Molecular function (GO): RNA binding
Source: RefSeq, a predicted model, not a curated record
AUGAGUGUCGCCGACGACAGCAAGAAGAGGCUUCGGCCUGAAAUUGAAGAGGCGUUAGCCGCAAUGCCAGACUCCGAGACUAUUGCUGCUCCCUCGCCAAAGAAAGCCCGGACGGAAGAGCGCAGAUCUCUGUUUGUUCGAUCACUUCCCCCAAACGUGACGAACGAAAGCCUCGCGGAAUUUUUUUCUGAAUAUUUCCCAGUCAAGCACGCAACUGUGGUCGUUGAUCAGCAGACGAAGGAGUCUCGUGGCUUCGGUUUCGUGACUUUGGCGGACGCUGAUGAUGCCAAGCAAGCGCAGACUGUUCUGGACAAGAAGCAAUGGGAAGGCAGAAGUAUUCGAGUCGAAGUUGCCGAGCCAAGGCAAAGAAAAGAACUUGCUGAAGGCGCUGAACGCCGUCAGAAGCCUGGAAAGCCAGAAUUUGAGCCGACACCAAAGUUGAUUGUCCGAAACUUGCCUUGGAGCAUUCGCAACUCUGAGCAGCUUGGUCAUUUAUUCCGGAGCUACGGCAGAAUCAAGUUUGCGGAUUUACCCAAAGAUAAGGGAAAACUCAAGGGGUUUGGUUUUGUUACCCUACGAGGCAAAAAGAACGCAGAGAACGCCCUUGAAGGUGUCAACGGCAAGGAAAUCGACGGCCGAACUCUUGCUGUAGAUUGGGCCGUUGACAAGAGCACAUGGGACCAACAACAAGCUGAAGAUGAAGAAAAACGGGGUGAUGCCGAGGAUGACGAGGAAGACGAGGACAACCAAACCAGCUCUGAAGAAGAGUCAGGCGCUGAAGAUGACGAUGAAGACACUGAUCAAGAUCAGGAGGAGGGUCAACUGAAUGCUGAUCUAGAAAAUUUCAUGAAGAACCAUAUGCAAAAUAUGGUGGAUGAGGACGAUGAGGAAGAGGAUGAAGAAGAAACAAAACGAAAGGAAGAGCGCAACAACUCGUCUGACAACUCUACAACAAUUUUUGUCCGCAACCUCCCGUUUACGACCAACGAUGAAAAACUCAAGUCUUUCUUCAGCAGCUUCGGCAACAUUCGCUACGCUCGUGUCGUGAUGGAUAAAGCUACAGACCGCCCUGCCGGAACUGCAUUUGUGUGCUUCUUUGAGGGCGAGGAUGCCAAGGCAUGCAUCAAAGGUGCUCCGCGAGGACAAGAACCCGCCACCUCAGGCAAAAAGUCCAUUCUUCAUGACGACAACUUGGAUCCUACCGGAAAAUACACCCUUGAUGGUCGUCUCCUCAGCAUAGCGCAAGCCGUAAACCGUGCCGAAGCCAGUAACUUAGCAGAAAACUCGCUAGCCAAGAGAAGAGAAAAGGACAAGAGACGACUUUAUCUACUUGCGGAAGGCUCCAUCGGUACCAAUUCACCAAUCUACAACCUGCUGAGUCUCCCAGAAAUCCGAAUGCGCCAGGCCAGUGCAGUCCAAAGAAAGAAGCUCGUCCAAAGCAACCCAACUCUGCACAUGAGUCUUACUCGUAUUGCCCUCCGAAAUAUUCCCAAAGACGUUGGCUCCAAAGAACUCAAGGAGCUAGCCCGUAAGGCUGUCGUCGGGUUUGCGCAGGAUGUCAAGGCAGGCAUUCGCGAGCCGCUAUCUAAGGAAGAGAAUGCAAGAGACGGCAAAGACGCCAAGGAGAAGGAACAGCAGAGAAGGUUGAAAGGAAAGGGUAUUGUGCGCCAAGCCAAGAUUGUCUUUGAGAGCGUUCAAGGCUCCAAAGUCAAUGAGGACUCCGGUGCUGGCAAGAGUCGUGGUUACGGCUUCAUCGAGUAUGUGUCUCAUCACUGGGCCCUGAUGGGUAUGCGGUACCUGAACGGCCACCAGAUGGAUGACGUGGAGGAGGGCAAGAAGAAGCGCCUGGUGGCGGAAUUCGCCAUUGAAAACGCGCAGGUCGUGCAGCGCAGGAGAAUAAACGAGGAAAAGUCCAGGCAAGCCAGGGAAGAUGCUUCCAGCGGCAACCCACGCUUCAAAAAGGAUAAUGAUGGCGAGGAAGGCAACGGCAACGUCCGUGGUAGAAGAGGUGAUAGGGGUGGCAGAGGCGACAGAGGCGGGCAGGGCGGCCGUGGCGGGCGAGGCGGCCGUGGCGGUUAUGAUAGCAGAGUCCGAAGCGACGACACAGGUCGUGGCGGUGCUCGGGGUCGUGAUGGUGACCGUAGUCGCGGUAGUAGUCGCGGUCGCGGCGGUGACCGUGGUCGGGGUAGUAGUCGCGGUCGCGGUGGUGACCGUGACCGUGGUGGCGACCGGGACCAUGGUGGUAGUCGGGACCGUGGUGGUGACCGUGGCCGUGGCAGCCGUGGCCGUGGCGACCGGGGUCGUAGCGAGGGAAGAGACCGCCGCGACAAGAAGCCUCUGAUGGACAAGUUCAAGGGUGACGGAACUGACGGAGGUCGAAAGGGCGACAUGCAGCAAAGGCUCGUGGAACGCAAGCAUCACACACGCAUGAAGAAGUCCGAGUCUAGAGCCCACUAA